AUGAUCGCUCUUCAGCCCUCGCCGCCGUCGCGUGCGCGUGUCAUCUCGUGCUCCGGCGCUUUGCUCUCGCUGACCGCCCUGCUGGUCCUCGCGCGGAGUGCUGCCGCAGGCCGUGCGAUGCCGGGUAGUUUUCCACCAGAGGCAGGCCUCGGACCAAAGGCGUCGCGGGUGACAGCACGGAUCCGGGAGGAGCUCAUGCCACACUUUGGCAUGCCGCACUUCCAGCAGCAAGCUCUGCCAGAGCUCAGAGGCCCGCAGCUUCCAGAGCCGCAAAUGCCUCAACUGCAAAUGCCGCCACUACUGAGCUUCGACGCGUCUCCCAGACAGCAACCGAAGCGGCCGACAAAGUCUACCAAAGCGCAGCCUCCUCCGGCCAACACAGCUGCGACGCCAUUGGCCGUCUCUCCCUCGGCCGCUCUCGCCUCCGCCAUCGCCGCAGGCGCCAUCGCCGUCUCUGCCGACGUCCCCGCCUCCACCAUUUCCGCCUCCGCCCUCACCGGCGGCAUGGUGAAGGGCACCGUCGAGGCCGACCGUGCCAGCUUGCCCACGGGCCGUGCAAUGAAAACAAACGCCUCCGAGUCCAGCGGCCGUGGCACCACCACGCGCGAUCCUGGCGGCGGCGGUGCUCCCCUGCCAGAGCUCCGCCCGCCAGAGCUGCCCAACGUAGAGCUUCCAGAUGUAGACACUGGCCUGCCCGAGCUUCACGCGCCGCGGAUACAACUGCCGCCGGUCAGCUUGCCGGAGCCGCCCCAGCUCCAGGCGCCGACGGUCCAGUGGCCGUACCUCUACGAGCUGUACCCCUCCACAAGCUCGCCUCCCGCCUUCGAGCUGACGAGCGGGCCGCUGGCGCUCGACCUGAGGCACUCGCCAAAGCUGACGCGGCUUCCGCCCGCCAAGACCUCCUCCUCGCCGCCUCCGGCACCCCACUGGGUCGCAAUCUCGAGACUGAGCCCAUCCUCACCGCCCCCUCCCCAACCGCCAGAGGCGUACCCAUGGCUCCCUUGCCGCCUGCCCGGCGUGGUGUGCUCCGGCGGCACCGACGCCACGGGUCGGUACCCCGUGAAUGUCGAGGUGUCCCAAUGUUUCUGA
Messenger RNA from Emiliania huxleyi CCMP1516, 1089 nucleotides. RefSeq lists its product as hypothetical. Bases 1 to 1089 code for a protein of 362 amino acids. The transcript has a single exon. NCBI's taxonomy places the organism in Eukaryota, Haptophyta, Isochrysidales, Noelaerhabdaceae. The record is from RefSeq and is a predicted model, not a curated record.